UGCAGCCGCGAGCGUUUCCUCUUCAACGACAUUCUGAACUCUUAACCCCCCUCCUGAAAUGACACCUGCUUCCCCGGGCGCUGCACCUAACAGUCUCAACUCUAGCCCUGAUGUUUUGAUUGUUGUUUUUUGACAUUUACAUAUUUUACUCUUAUUUGUUAAUCGCCUCGGGGAAGCCGUGUGCAUUUGUGUUUUUCAGUCGUAUCUGGAUGAGAUUAACUUCAGCGUGCAGUUCAUUUGUAUUUUUAAAUCUUUUUCUGGGCCAGGUGUUGUUAUUUAAAGGGAUUGUUCACCAAAAAAGAAGACUUUGUCUUUUGUUCAGUCUCAUGUCAAAUCCUUUGUGACUUUGAUUCUUCUGUGGAACACAAAAAAAGUACAAUGGAAUCAAUGGGAUUCAGUGUAUUUCGGUAAUCAACGUUCUAAGAAAUAUCUUCACUUUUCCUAGGAGAAAGAAAGUCAAACAGGUUUGGAAUGACACGAGGAUGAAUAAAUAAUGAAAUCAUUUUAAUUUCUAGAUGAACUAUCCCUCCGCUUUAUAAUAAGAGCCAUUUUUUCCAUGCAUCACAACACGCCGGUUCAGUUUAGACACAGUGCAAGUGAUUAAUUUCUAAGCCAACAAUAAAGACGUUACCCGUAAUACUUAGAAACAGAAUUACAGGUAGUGUCAGCGCCAUAAAAAUACACAAUCCUGUUGUUCUGAGCUCGGAGUGUCAUUUGGUCUUUUAAAUAUUUAGUAAGCGAUGCUUCCAUAUGUAGGUGUACUUGGCAGAUGUUUGACAUAUAUUUGAGCAAAUAAAGGGAAUUAUGUUGCUUGAGAGGCGAUAAUGAAGCAAGCGUUUUGAAUGCAUAGAAAAAGUGGAAGUUGGCGUAUUGCUCUAGCCUGCAGUAUGCCAAAGAUAAAUCGCCUGGAGCGGUGCACGCGUUAGGCCCCAAACCCAAUCCCCCCGCCCACACCUCUCCUGUGGUUUACUGAGCCCUGAGUGCCAUUUUUUCAUUAUGAUUGGCUGCUCUGUCUCUCAGCUACUGAUUGGCUGCUGGAGGGUUUGGCUCUGGAACCACAGCUUCCUGUUUGAGAGUGGAUGGGGCAUCUGGUGGUUUCCCUGCAGAGGAAGUUAAGAACAACCUCUGUGGAAUGCAUCUUAAGCCACUGAUAGUUCAGCUUGUUUAUUUGAUUCUGCAAAGACCGGCCACAGUGAGAUUCUCCUUUUCAGACUUUUUUUGAACUUCAGUAUCCUGCGGGCCGCAGGUUAAGGUGGAAAUGUGUCAGGCGAAGGAUCUCCACUUUCUUUAAGAGCUUAAGAGAGCGAAAGCUUUUAUGUUGCUGUGGGUUUAAGUGUCUACGGUCAGUCAGGGCGAUACAGUUGUCACUCCAUAAACCCACACGUCUUCAAUUUUAAGCGUACUCUUGGUUGGGUUGUUGACGGUUGAAUAAGUCGGGAGUUAGAGAUGCACCGAUGUAUCCUGUUUUUUUAAUCAAUUUAAGACCAUCAGUUUAUCCGCUAAAACAUGAAGAAUACUGUUAAACAAACCAAUAGUUUCUUUUAAUAAGUAUUAAAAUAUAUAUCAAUAUUAUAUAUUAACGCAAAUUAAAUCAAUAAUUCAUGAUUUACAUUGAUGCAUCUCUUUUGGAAAUAUUCCCAUCCAGGGUCCAGAUUCAGGUCAUUUGGCUGUUUCUCAAACUGUUUUUUCCACCUGAUUUCAAAUAGAUCUGAUGCAUUGCUAUCCAUCACGUGCAUGUGUGUUUGCACACAUUUAUUGCACCCUCUAUGGAUGUAGAUGCCCAGAGGUCGCUUUAACCAAAAAUUCUCCGUCAUUGACAGCUUCUUUUACAAGUGAUGGAAAAUUCUGCAGCCCGUCGGUCAUUUUGACAGAUUACAAUAAGGACAAUUUGUAACUCCCCGUUUUGACACUUCCCUUCAUUAGAGGUUGAUCGUAGGUUACUAUCCCUGCCAUGAACAGGAUCGCAAAGCGAUGUGUGUUUCCCAUUCAUUACUUUACGUACAAUGCCUGGUCCGUUUUGGAAAACACGCGGGCGGUCAGCGGAACUUGCUGUGCAGAUGCAUCUGUCACAGACCUUUGAGUUGCGUGCACACAUACACACACACACACAGGCGUGCAGUGGUGCAGUGUUUUUUCCUUCAGAAAAGCAACUAGCUUCUUUUUGGAUAAACCUUAACUUUCAGUGAGUCUUUCUUGGCGUCUUCUCUGUUCAGUGAGCGGCAGAAGCAGCACAUUCAUGACCAAACCGCAGCUUACUUGUGAGUGAUGACGCCUCAUACCCAUAUGAUUCUGUCCCCUGGCAGCAAGGCCCCAAUCAGCCCGCCGGCUCCCUCUCUGUGGUAACCACAGUGUGGGGGGUAACCAAUCCUUCACACAGCCAGGUUUUUGGUGCUCCCAUGGGUCCAGGCGGAAACUCAGCCGGUGGUCAUAUGAUGCCUGGCAACAGUCCGGGCAUGAACUCCUCUCAGUUUAUGAGCCAGCAGGGCUAUCCUGAGCCCAACAAGGGCUACAUGCAGCAGGGCAUGUAUGGGCGGCCCAGUGGGGGAUACCCAGCGGGACCUGGAUACGGGGGCAGUUACCCCAAUAACGGAGGAGGUUCCCUCGGGAUGCCGCCCCAUGGAGUCCGUCAGCCCACAGACUUCACCCAGGCGGCCACCGCCGCUGCUGUGGCCGCAGCUGCUGCCACGGCGACGGCCACAGCCACGGCAACAGUCGCUGCGAUACAGGAGAAGCAAAACCAGGAGCUGAACUACGGGCCUAUGGGUGGUGCUUCCUCUUACAACACCCAGUUCCUGUCACACUCCGGACCCCGUGGCCCGCCAGGCAUGGGCCCCUCCGGGAUGGUCGGCUCCAGACCCCCUUCCAUGGGACCCAUGUACGGGCAGCAGAGCCAGAGGUUACCCCAGCAUCCGGUUUACCAGGGAGGCCAGCAGGGUCCGCCGCGACACCAACAGGGCCUGAAACGCCCCUACAACUCUGAUGGAUUUCCCGUACAGCAGUAUGGUCCCGGGAUGGGAGCCGGGGGCCCGUACCCAGGUCAACCCAUGCAGUAUCACGGUCCAGGGCCACAGCGGUCUGCCCCUUCCCCAUCUUACCCAACCCACAGAAUGCCUCUCCAGCAACCCAAUAUGGGCCAGUAUCCUGCAGGACCAGGAAACCCUGGCCAGUACUACAAGGCGGACCAGUUUAAUGGACAGGGAAACAAUCACAACAGUCUAUCAUCUGGAGUGGCAGCAGCCGGCUAUAACACCUUUAACCAAGCCGCUGUCAACGGGCCUGGACGGGCGAUGCCUGGAUACCCCAGCUCCCCCCUCCCGGGAAAUCCCACUCCUCCAAUGACCCCUGGCAGUUCUAUGCCCCCGUAUAUGUCCCCGGGCCAAGACGUCAAAUCUCCCUUCCUUCAUGACGUUAAACCCAACAUCAACUCUCUGCAGCCCCCUUCAGGCAACCCGAGUGAUGACUUGCGUCUGACCUUUCCUGUACGAGACGGGGUCGUGUUGGAGCCCUUCCGACUAGAGCACAACCUGGCCGUCAGCAACCACGUCUUCCAGCUGCGAGACUCCGUCUAUAAGACCCUCAUGCUGAGGCCGGAUCUGGAGCUUCAGUUUAAGUGCUAUCAUCAUGAGGACAGACAGAUGAACACCAACUGGCCGGCGUCGGUGCAGGUGAGCGUCAACGCUACGCCUCUCACCAUCGAGCGUGGGGACAACAAGACGUCCCACAAACCGCUGUACCUCAAGCACGUAUGCCAACCGGGACGCAACACCAUUCAGAUAACUGUCACGGCCUGCUGCUGCUCUCAUCUGUUCGUGCUGCAGCUGGUUCACCGGCCGUCCGUGCGCUCCGUUCUUCAGGGUUUGAUGAAGAAGAGACUGCUCCCAGCGGAGCACUGUGUCACUAAGAUUAAGAGGAACUUCAGCAGCGGUACCAUCCCAGGAACCCCCGGGCUCAAUGGGGAGGAUGGCGUGGAACAGACGGCCAUCAAGGUCUCCCUCAAGUGUCCCAUCACCUUCCGCCGCAUCCAGCUUCCCGCUAGGGGUCACGACUGCAGACACAUACAGUGCUUUGACCUGGAGUCCUACCUGCAGCUAAAUUGUGAGAGGGGAACUUGGCGCUGUCCUGUGUGCAAUAAGACUGCACUGCUAGAGGGACUAGAAGUGGAUCAGUACAUGCUGGGCAUUCUCAUCUACAUUCAGAACUCGGACUACGAAGAGAUCACCAUUGAUCCAGUAUGCAGCUGGAAACCAGUUCCAGUGAAACCAGAUCUGCAUAUUAAAGAGGACCCAGACGGCCCUGCCCUGAAACGCUGUCGCACCCUGAGUCCCAGUCACAUGAUCCUGCCCAACGUGAUGGAGAUGAUUGCUGCGUUGGGACCGGCCUCCUCGCCCUACCAGUCCCUACCACAAGGGGGCAGCAGCAGCACACCUGAUUAUCCCAGCCAAGGCGGUUCGGGAUAUUCUAACCAAUCAGGCUUUUCGGACUUUGCCAAUGCUCCGGGCACCCCCAACCUGGGAGAGUUUGCAUCUGGGCCGCCCCCUGUCUCCUACCAAUCUGACUUACCUAGUGGUCUCCUCACCCCUGAAAAACCAGUGGGACAUCCCAUGUCAGGACAGAUGUCCCACUCUAGUCGUAUGGACCCUUCCCACAAUCCCCUCCAACAGCAGCAUCAGGGGCUCCACAGUAAUGCCAACAUGGGUGGCCCCGGUGGACCCAUGCAUUCCCGCAACCCCUCCCAGAAUCCCCGGAUGCAUUCAGACAGUUUUGGUCUGGGGGGACCCGGGGACAUUCCUGAGCCUGCCAUUGAUCUUCUCCCAGAGCUGACAAACCCAGAUGAGCUGCUGUCCUACUUGGGUCCGCCCGACCUUCCAAACAACAGCAGCGAUGACCUGCUCUCUCUGUUCGAGAGUAACUGAGUCCUAUCCCAUCAUUCCUCAGCCCUGCGUCACCGUCCAACAGACAGCCUCCCCUGCCCACUCUCGGCCCGCUGCAGGGAGGUUUGUGAAGUGUAACAGAUAUCCAUUCGGGUCUUUGGGCCGAUUCCUCCUGAAGAACGCAGUGACUUGUGGGAAGGUGCAACGGAGGCCUUUUUUUCCUGUGACGAUGUUACUGUCCGUCUGCUUCGCUGAACUCUGUCAAGAUUUUAUUGUGAAUUUCAUUUAGAAAGAGUUCCUUUCUUACGAGCUGCACUCUCAGAUCAUUUGUAGAAAGAUCUCACAUCUGACUCAUGAGCUGUAAAUGACAUUGUGUGUGGGGGGGGGGGGGUGGUGGGGUUGUGGGUCGGGUCCAGGCAUCAUUCGUUUCUCAUCGCAGCAAUCUCGAUUAAACGAGGGACUAACUUUAGUACUGAACUAAAAAGAAAGAAUGCGGGAAGCCAAAGCGUUUUACAAAGCGCUCACUAUUUUAAAACAGUUCAACUUGCUCACGUAUACUGUAGAACACAAACUUAAUUCUCCUAAUAAACAGGAAGACGUGAAGUUUUAUCUUAUUUUGCCCAAAGGCACAGAGCUAGCAUCACAGGUAAAUGACUUGAUCUAAAAUCUACUUGAAGAUGAACUCAAGUGUAGACUUUUCCUUUAAGCAUUUUAAAAUAGACAACCACAUCUGAUGUCGGAUCCUAAACAGUAGCAUUACAGAAAUGCACUAUUAUAUUUUUGCACAAAUCAGGCCCUUCAGACGUUAGCAGGCAGUUUUUUUUAACGGAUUCACACAAUAGAAAUCAAAGGUAAUGAAUUUGUAUUUGUAACACACAAUUGCUCACCUUCAGUGUGUUUUGGCACAAACUCAAACUUUUACACCACACCCUGCUUUCAGAAACGUCCGUUUGCCGUGUUGUUUUCCCUCAGCUUCAUUUGAAAAAUAAGUCUUCCUCCCCUUUCGGGACGAGAGGUCUGUGGGUUUCACUGAUGCUGUUACUAGACUGCAUCUGAAUCCUCUCGAGUCGCACCCUCACUUAAACACACAUUUCAGUUUCCCUUAAAUAUGCAAGCGAGAGAUUUUGGGCUGUUGAAGAAACGUGAUGGCAGAACUCUUUAAAAUCACACAGAGCUCAGACUGCCCAGUAGCAACUUGAUGACAGGUUAUAACCACACAAAGGCAUACAAAGAGGGUAAAACUUGGGCAUUCUGGGACAGAAACUUUCCCGUGAUGAGAUUUGGACAAAUCUGGGUGGGUAGCUAAUGGGAAAUGGACUGACGUUAUACAUCGGUAAACAUUGGGAUUCAUGUGAAAUAUGUACAGAUAUAGUAUUAUUAUUGUUGCAGAUGUGAACUUUCUCUUAACCCCACGAUAUUGAAAAAAAAGAACAUUUGAAACACUGACAAGAGCUCAUGUCAUGCUUUUCAUUCCCCUGGUUUCCAUUCAAUGCUCGGAGAAAGCACGGAGGGGAGAUGAGUCUACUGUUGUUUCUGGUCUUGUCUCAUUUUAUUAUUUAUCAUCGCUCUUCGGGCACUGUUAGCAAAGUGCAGUUUGUAUAUUAACAAUACAGGAAACAUCAGGAGUCCUCAGAUGUGCUUGUUUUUCCUUUGAAGUAAUUUGUGUAUCAUACAAUUUUAUCGUUUGAUUAUAUAAUUGUUAUUAUAAUUAUAAAGACAAUUGAUGGGCCUGUAUGCAUCUCUCUAUCUCUCUCUCUUCUGUGUUAACUAGCAGAGUUUAUGAAUUUGUAAGAAAGAGAAAAAGAAAAUGAAUUCGCCAUCUGAAUCUGUGACCGCCAUCAUGAGAAAUCUGGAGACCAGCAUCAUGUUCACUUGUUGAUCAAACUGUUUGAAAAUAUGUUUGACUUGUCUUGUGUCGGUGGAUCAUUCAGUUCUAUCAAUUGAAUUAAACAUGUACAAUUGAAAUCGAUUUGUUUUCUAAAGAUGUGAAAUAUUUCCAUUAUGUUUUAUAAGUAAAGACUUAAGCCACA
Triplophysa dalaica is the source of this 6901-nucleotide messenger RNA. It is a transcript of the gene zmiz2, whose product is annotated as zinc finger, MIZ-type containing 2. The record is from RefSeq and is a predicted model, not a curated record. Bases 2397 to 4913 code for a protein of 838 amino acids. Lineage: Eukaryota; Metazoa; Chordata; Actinopteri; Cypriniformes; Nemacheilidae. The transcript has 18 exons. Gene Ontology annotation, molecular function: zinc ion binding; SUMO ligase activity. Gene Ontology annotation, biological process: regulation of transcription by RNA polymerase II; protein sumoylation.